This is a messenger RNA of Drosophila serrata, 1094 nucleotides long. RefSeq names its product phenoloxidase-activating factor 2. The record is from RefSeq and is a predicted model, not a curated record. Gene Ontology annotation, molecular function: serine-type endopeptidase activity. Gene Ontology annotation, biological process: proteolysis. NCBI's taxonomy places the organism in Eukaryota, Metazoa, Arthropoda, Insecta, Diptera, Drosophilidae.
GAUUCCAUUGCUAUGUGGCUCACUAAGGUGGUGGCUCUAUCACUUUUUUGCUCCAUAACACCAUCGCCGGAGGCCUUCCAAAAUUGUGGACAGGAUAAGCAGUGUGUGCCCUAUGAGCAAUGCAACGAAGGCUUGUUUGUUGAUGGAAAAUUCUAUCCGGAUCGCAGUCGAACAACGUUGGAUGAGAACUGUCAUUACAUGGAAAAGUGUUGUAAUAACCAUGAUACUCUUCCAGCACCUUUGAUGCCGCAAGAAGGUCACAACUGGACAUGUGGCGGUCGUCAUGAUCUUUGGUAUUAUCUACGGCCAUUGGGUUACAAGCAGCAGGAGGCAAAGUUUGGCGAGUUUCCUUGGUUAACGGCUAUAUACUCCAAGGAAGCUUACCUGUGCAGUGGAGCUCUUAUCACACCUGUGGCCGUGGUCACAACGGCUCAUUGUGUUCAGAAUGAGAAAUCAGAGAAUCUACGUUUGGUGGCCGGAGAGUGGGAUGCCGCCGUGAAACUGGAGCCCCAGCCGCACCAGGAGAGAUUGGUGAUGGAGAUACUGCUGCAUCCCAAUUACACACAACUUCCGCUAGUCCACAACAUAGCGGUGAUCCUGGUGGCCCAGGAUUCUCCCUUUCACCUCAGCCCCAACGUGCAACCCAUUUGCAUGCCGCCUCCGAAAAUGGUGUACAAUUACAGCCAGUGCUAUGUGUCCGGUUGGCAAAGGAGCGACUUUGGUGGAACUGCGAUCCUGCCUAAGCGAUGGACCCUCUAUGUCCUGCCACCCGACCAGUGCAGGGCUAAGAUGCGACUCUCUAUCUUGGGACGACGUCACUCCCACAACGAGUCUUUGUUGUGCGCCGGCGGUGACAAAGGUGACUUUGUUUGUGGGGAUGUUGAGAUGGCCGGAGUGCCUCUUAUGUGCCCUCUUCCUGGUCACGAUGACCGCUUCCACCUGGCCGGUCUGCUGGCCAGGCCAGUUCGCUGCGAUGGUACCCAGUUGCUGGGCAUUUACACAAACCUUCAGUUCUACCGACAGUGGAUCGACCUGAAGCUAAGGGAACGGGAACUUGACAUAAGAUACUAUAUGGUUUAAGAAUAAAUAAAACA